AUGUGGGCUCUACAGUCAUGCCGGUACCAUCCUUCAGCCGUCCCUAGGAGCAAAAUCAAUAUUGCCCAGAACAUCCUCUUCCCUCCACCCAUCUACACAGAAGUGGAUAAAAGCAUACUAGCUGGUUCUCCGAAUUUGGAGGAGGCUGAAGUCGUUGACAUGGAGAAGCGGGCACAGCAGACUGUCAAGCUCGAUCCCCAUGGCUUGCCUCUUUUGCCCCAGCCUAGCAAAUUCAAGGAUGAUCCCCUGAAUUGGUCUAGCUGGCUCAAAUGGGUGGUGCUGCUGCAAGUCAGUUUCAUGGCCUUCCUCGGGCCUUUUAAUGCAGCGGUUCCCAAUCCCAGCUUGAACCUUCUCAGCGAAGCCUUCAACAAACCAGUCAAGAUAGUAACAUACAGCACAACCACGUCCAUUAUCACUGGGGGUGUCUCAAUUAUCACCAUCGUUUCCCAUAUCGGCACUGCUUACACAACUACGAUUUCCGCGCUUCUGGGCUGCCGCGCACUUAAUGGUAUCGGCUUUGGAGGUAUGAUGGCCAUGGGAACCCCGAUGCUCAAUGACAUGUUUUUCAUGCAUGAGCGCGGAGAGAAGACAGGGCUUUAUACAAUUUUCGUUACGAACGGUGCUCACGUCGCAAUUUUGACUGGUGGAUUUUUAGGAGAAGCCGCCGGCUGGGAAUGGGACUUCUUCAUGCCCGCAAUUGUGACCAGUGUAUCAUUUCUUGUAGCUUUAUUUUUUCUUCCCGAGACCCUGUUCUCCCGAGAUCCUCUCUUCCUCAAUAUACGGACUCAUGAGCGGAGCUACUGGCAGCUCUUGACUGAUAUCAAGGGAAAUUCGAUUCCGCAGCAUCAUCUGCACGCUCAGGACUUCCUAACCUCCUUAUACAUGCUCAAGUACCCAUCUGUUUCACUUCCAUUCUGGUACUACACCUGGAGCUGGACUUUCAUCAACAUCCUGCCGGCUAUCUCCAUGGCUAAAAUAUACUCGGAGGUGUACGGCUUUAAGAGCGGCGCCAUCGGCCUGUGCACGGGGAUCCCACUGAUCAUUGGAUGUGUGAUCGGUGAGCUGUCGGCCGGAAAAGUCAGUGACUACAUCUUGUACCAGAAAGCCAAGCACAACGGCGGUGUGUGGAGGCCGGAGCAGAGAUUGUAUCUUACGUGCCUUUCGGGCGUUUGCGGACCCGUUGGCAUGAUGAUUUUUGGAGUUUGUGUGCAGAAGCACACCGGCUUUAUUCCUCCAUUGGUUGGGCUCGGUAUUGGCGCCUUCGGUUUGCAAGUUACCUCGACCUGCCUAUACGCCUAUGUCUCCGACUGCUACCGCCCACAGACCCCCGAAUCAGCUUUGCUGAUGAACCUGAGCCGCGGUUUAUCCUUCGUCGUCGGAUUCUUUUGGGAUGAGAUGGUAAAGAAGAUUGGAUAUGCCUGGACUUGGUCCUCGUUGGCACUGGUCUUACUGGCGCUGUGGCUCCCCAUUUUGGGACUGAUGAUCUGGGGCGAGAAGUGGAGGAAGCAACUGGGAACGCCCGAGUUUCACAAAUUUAGCUGA
Penicillium lagena is the source of this 1542-nucleotide messenger RNA. RefSeq lists its product as uncharacterized. Lineage: Eukaryota; Fungi; Ascomycota; Eurotiomycetes; Eurotiales; Aspergillaceae. The transcript has 6 exons. The coding region runs from base 1 to 1542 and encodes 513 amino acids. The record is from RefSeq and is a predicted model, not a curated record. Gene Ontology annotation, molecular function: transmembrane transporter activity. Gene Ontology annotation, biological process: transmembrane transport.